AUGGAGUCCAUGAUCAGUCCAAACCAGAUAACCAGUGAAGUUCCGAAACUAGCCUCAACACUUUUGGACGAAGAAUACGUUAACGGUGAGGACCUUCGAAAUGCCACUCACGACCAAGCGAUUCAAGCGUUCCGUCAAGCCAAGGAACCAAUUAUCGUGGAAGUCGCACGUCGUGGAUUGAGUGUGGAUAUCACGAAUUCGGGAAGGGAUCAUGCGGGUGCGGAUGAGACAUCAAAUCUGCCCAAGGAUUGUGCCCCAACUCAACAAUCCAUUGCGGUGCAAACGGAUAUCACGGCCGAAGAAGCCACAUUGGCUGCCAUGGCAGCAGCUGCUCUCACGACCGAGGAUAUUCGAGCUGCUCUCAGUUUGCAUCACAACGAUUUGGCCGGUUCCGAAUCGGAACAGUACAAACGGCAAAACUGUGUCUGUCAGGACGCAGUGAACGAACAGUACGAUCGACACGAAUAUCCCAGAUUAUUAGCCCAGCGGUGUCAGGCACGAAGCAUGUCACGUCAAGGUCAUCCAGCCCGGAGUCCAACAUUCUGGUCUGGCAUACCGUUGGAACAUAUCCAAUUCACGGAGAUCAAGCUGAUGCGCAAUUCCCCCACAGAAAAGUACGGACUGACCUUGUGCUACCGGAACGCGGACGGAAAUGCGGAUAACUGUGAUGUAUAUGUCGGAGAGAUUGAACCGCACAGUGUCGCUUCACGGUGCUCAGAUAUUCUGGUCGGUGAUCGAAUAAUCAAAAUUAACGGUGAAUUGAUCAAAUCUCGCACUCACGUGAUUGAUCUGUUCAAUCAAAGUGAGGAUGUGGCCACACUACUGGAAUUCAAUCGACCGGAUCAAGACUCGGGAAUCGGUCGAACUACCGAUGAAAGUGCGAGAACAGAAGAGAGUUCGGAACAAGAACUCGAUAUGGACCAUAAAUCUCGUCUGACCGGCACCAGCAGCACAGACACCAAUGUCUCCUACUGGCCUUCCAUUCAUCCACCCUCUAGCAGUAUUCAACCUCCAACAGAGUUAAGUCAAGCAUUUCUCACCUCCCCAAUCCCACUCUGUGAUGUAUUUGCCAAUUACAAUCCCGUGGAUCCGAUUGAUCAGGAAUUAGUGCAUUUGGGUCGUUUGAUGCAAUCCCUGGCCGUGCACUGUCGACAACUGGUUCAAACGAAACUGGCCUGUCGUACUCCACCACGUGGCGGAGACACGCCAACCGGACCACCAGCAUCCACACGAGCCCGAACAGUAACAGACACUCCCACAGGCCCGUCCGACUCCACCACAAUCCCGGUGUCCUCUACCAUGUGCACUAACACAACAUCCUCAUCCUCAUCCUCGUCUAAUUCGUCCGCAUCGUCAUCCAAUGUGCGACAGACAGGUGGUGAGAGCACGCCAGCAACUCCAAGGGUUCCACGAAUGGGCACCCGAAUGGAACCCGGAGUGAUGACCUAUUCCAACACGAAUGAAAUACCGAUUCCGGCCGCAGGGAAUCGUUUGAAUCCACCGAGCUCAAGGACCAAUGCCGAUCGAACACAGACAAAUGGAGUUGGUCUGAGUAAAAGAAAUGCCGAGGGUAGUUUCAAUCUUGAGCUUGACGGAAAACAAAAUUCGCUCUCGAACGAUCUCACUCAAUCGGGCUGUUUCGAAAAGUUACCUGAAACAUAUCAGGUUCCGGAGGAACGAAGACAUACUCCCAGUGGUCAAACCAGUGCCUAUUGUACUGGUGAAAGUCUUCGCAGUCAUCCUGAAACCGUAGGUGUCGGGAUUCGCCUGUGGCAACCCUCUGAGCAUAAUACGACACCUCGCACAGGAGAUGAUCCGACCCGCCCAGAUGGAACAGCAGAAUCCUCUUCAGGGUGGACUGGACCGGUGACCGCUUCCCUUUCUGACCUCGGUGGAUCUCUGCUCUCCUUAGCCGCCACUGUACCUAGUAUGCAGAACUUUUUCCCAACAGCCAGCGAAUCAAUUGCAAGUUCAUCACGUGUCCUGGCCGAAUCACUCAGUCCCUUGUCCAACUGGUCCAUUGAUGGUAGCUCACAAUCGAAUCAGAGAUGCACCGCACAGAUAAGCAAUGCAGUUUGUCCGCGAGGCAACAAAACACCCGCCGCGGUGACCGGAUUACGUCACUUGUCUGCAGAUGGAAGUCGUGAGCGUCUGGGAUCCAAUGGCCUUCCCCCACAUUCGGAAGAUUCCAAACGGCCUGGAAGAGGUGGGAGUGUUGGCGGGGGUUCUGGGCAGACAAUCUCAUCUGUUGACAGCUUUUCUUCCAAAAGAACUGGUGCAGCUCCGACUGGUUCCGACGGAAAACUACCAUCUUCUCUGGAAGAUCAGAGCCCACAUCGUACCAGUCAUCACCACCACUACCAUCAUCAUCACCAUCCCCAUCGACGUCGACCCGCAUCCAAUGAGCCACGGAGUCACAACCCUAUGGAGCUCAGUUUGAGCAAACGCAGUGAGUUUAUCCAUGCCAAUUAUGAUAUGUGA
Molecule: messenger RNA, 2481 nt
Organism: Echinostoma caproni
Lineage: Eukaryota; Metazoa; Platyhelminthes; Trematoda; Plagiorchiida; Echinostomatidae
Source: the annotation of a GenBank genome assembly